Molecule: messenger RNA, 914 nt
Organism: Manis pentadactyla (Chinese pangolin)
Lineage: Eukaryota; Metazoa; Chordata; Mammalia; Pholidota; Manidae
Gene: LTB
Product: lymphotoxin beta
Exons: 4
Coding region: 14-754 (246 amino acids)
Biological process (GO): immune response
Cellular component (GO): membrane
Molecular function (GO): tumor necrosis factor receptor binding; CD40 receptor binding
Source: RefSeq, a predicted model, not a curated record
UGGCUCAGUCUCAAUGGGGGCACUGGGACUGGAGGGCCGGGGUAGGAGGCCCCAGGGUAAGGGCUGCCUCCUGCUGGCUGUGGCAGGAGCCACCUCCCUGGUGACCCUGCUGCUGGCUGUGCCUAUCACUGUCCUGGCUGUGCUGGCCUUGGUGCCCCAGGAGCAGGGAAGACUGGUAGCGGGGACUGCUGAUCCAGGAGUGCAGGCCCAGGCCCAGCAGCGAUCAGGGUCCCAGGAGCUGCCAGAGAACGAGGCAGAAACCGAUCUCAGCCCCAGGCUGCCGGCUGCCCACAUCAUAAGUGCUUGGACCAACCGUCAAGGGAUAGGCUGGGAGGCGAAGAAAGAAGAGGCGUUUCUGAGGGGCGGGACGCAGUUCUCGGGCGCCGAAGGGCUGGCCCUCCCCCUGGACGGCCUCUAUUACCUCUACUGUCACAUCGGCUACCGGGGCCGGGCGCCCUCUGCCGGCGGGGGCCCUCCGGACCACUCGGUCACGCUGCGCAGCCGGCUGUACCGGACGGGGGGCGCGUACGGGCCCGGGACUCCUGAGCUGCUGCUCGAGGGCGCCGAGACCGUGACUCCGGUGUUGGACCCGGCGGGGAGGCACGAGUACGGGCCCCUCUGGUACACGAGCGUGGGGUUUGGCGGCCUGGUGCAGCUCCGGAGGGACGAGAGGGUGUACGUCAAUAUCAGUCAUCCCGAUAUGGUGGAUUAUAGGAGAGGGAAGACCUUCUUUGGGGCUGUGAUGGUGGGGUGAGGGCCGCCGCGUUCCCGGGAAAACGACUGCAUGGUGGGGAUGUGUGAAUCAUUCCAGAUGUUGGGGACCCAUACACCAGGGCCCCGCAGCUGUGAGGAAAAUGUUAAGAGUUUGUUUGGAAACUGAUUUUGAGCCUGAUAAAAAUAAAGAAUGUAAAAAU